This is a messenger RNA of Aspergillus melleus, 762 nucleotides long. RefSeq lists its product as uncharacterized. Bases 1 to 762 code for a protein of 253 amino acids. Lineage: Eukaryota; Fungi; Ascomycota; Eurotiomycetes; Eurotiales; Aspergillaceae. Gene Ontology annotation, molecular function: guanyl-nucleotide exchange factor activity. The transcript is spliced from 3 exons. The record is from RefSeq and is a predicted model, not a curated record.
AUGAGCAUCACAAGUCAGAGCGUCAUGAGAUCGAGAGGCGCGACCCAAAGUACAACCAACUAUAGCACCAAGUCGGACAUGCGGCAGUCAACCGAGAGCGCAAGACCUGUGAGCUGGAUCAUGGACGAAGAAGCACACAACCGAGCGGUCAAAAGACGUAGAGCAUUACGGGAGAUAAUAGUCACCGAGUCGGACUAUGUGCUGGGAUUGAAAGCCCUUACCGAUAUCCUUCUCCUCUUUUCGACAAGACAAGAGAUUUACCGCAAUCUCCAAUUAAUCCGCGGAACACACGACGCCUUUCUGACCCGAUUACGGACCGUGACGCCCAUGUCAUGUCUCACCGGGAUGGAGCUUGGACAGUCAAUACCCAACAAGAUACCUAAACACUCCAACGCAGCCGAUUUAAGUUUCAAGGCUUUCCAGAACAUAUCGUCGGGAACUCGUAAUCCGAGCACAAGGCCGAAUCUCCGCAUCAGAGCUAUCACUGCGGAAACUAACGAGGCGCUGGAGGUCGCCCGUGAGAUUGACAAACUAUCCAUGACAUUCGAGGCAUAUAAAGACUUCUGCAGUCACUACGAGCAGCUGAUGCAAGAUAUGGACCUCUUAAGUCGCUCGGUACCCAACUGGGCCAUCCUCGACCAAGGCAUCGAAGCUCUAUCUAAGUCAGUGGCAUCGAUGGAAAGCCGGACUCUCGAGCCGAACAAAUCCAUGUCUUUGAACGAUCUUCUCAUCAAGGUCAGUCCGGAGUUACACAGUAAGUAG